This is a messenger RNA of Phytophthora infestans T30-4, 6238 nucleotides long. RefSeq lists its product as uncharacterized. Gene Ontology annotation, molecular function: snoRNA binding. Gene Ontology annotation, biological process: positive regulation of transcription by RNA polymerase I; maturation of SSU-rRNA from tricistronic rRNA transcript (SSU-rRNA, 5.8S rRNA, LSU-rRNA). Lineage: Eukaryota; Oomycota; Peronosporomycetes; Peronosporales; Peronosporaceae. The coding region runs from base 1 to 6201 and encodes 2066 amino acids. The record is from RefSeq and is a predicted model, not a curated record. The transcript is spliced from 2 exons. Gene Ontology annotation, cellular component: small-subunit processome; 90S preribosome; t-UTP complex.
AUGGCCAGCGCGCUCGCGAGUCAGCUGCAGCGGCUUCGCGAGGCCGGCGCCGGUAGUAAGCGCCGUACCGACACAUUCCUGUACGACCAGCGCGAGGCGGCGCGUCUGGACGACGAGACGGUGUACAAUUUGGCGUGGAACGGGCUGCUGGAGCUCAAGCAGCUCGAUGCGCGCUUCGAGGAGCUGGACGCGGACGCACAGGUGGCCAAGCUCUUCAGUCGCCAGCGUAUCCACUUCCACCGUGCACAGAACCUUAAACAAGACGAACCGGAGCUCAACGCCGCGCUCGAUAAGGUGCUGGACGCGCUCAGCGCUUACUUUCUACUAGGUGCGGCGCAUAAAGUGAUCGAAUUCCUCGUCCGUCGGUAUGAGGUGCAUCGCUAUAAUGUGGACGCUGUCAUGGCCAUGAUUGUGGCCUAUCACGAGUCUUCGUGGUUUGUGCGUAUGGUGCGUAUUCUUCACAUCCAGAACACCCGCUGGGAGUUCAUGCUGGGCGUCAAGACCCAGGGCACGCCGCUGCUGCGUGCAGCUCUGGUACAGCGCGCUAUUGACGAGGCCUCCGUCAUCGAGUUUAUCUUCAAGACUGCGACAAGAAUCGGGGCCAGCAACCCGAAGCUCACGUCGCUCUACACACUCGUAGUGCUGCAGAUUCUUGAACAGGGCAAAGUGAGCGAGCAGAUGCUUCGCUGGCUGAUUCCACAGCUACUUACAGCACUGAAAACCACAAGCUUCCCGGAAUUGCAGUCCUCGGCGUACAUGAUCGUGACUAAAAUGGCGUCUAAGGCCACACUGACAGCCAAAGUGGUGGACGCUCUAGUGAAGAAUCUCGUCAAGUACGCGCAGUCCGGCGCUCAGCUCAACGCACUACUCUGCGUCAUUUUUCUAGCACAGACUCAACCGUCGUUCCGCCUGUCCAGUAGUGCCGGUAAACACCUCGUGCAGAUGGAGAACGCGGCGGAUUUCCUGCGUGACGCUACGUUCAACUACGAGUCGGCUACGUUUGUGCAGCUGCUGACAGUCUUCUUGACGGAGCACAUGAAAUCCACAGACGACGACUACUUCCGUCUAUUGACGACAUUGAUUGAGAGCGUUUCGGUGGUCGACGGAUUUACAGACGAUCUGGUUGAAACGAUGGUUAAACAGGCUCAGGAAGAGGCAUUUGCCACGGAUAACGAACGUGUACAUGCGAUUUCACAGGCUCUCGUUGCUCUCAGCAAGAAGAAUGCAACGAAAGUGGACGCGAAACUCAACCAAUUCCUCACUAAGACGUUCGAGAACGUCGCUAACUCGGCGCAUUUUGUGCCUUCCAACACGGACGCGAACACCUCGUUGGCCCUCGCGCUGGACCACCCGACUGAGCACAUCCGGUACCAGGCGUUGGUGUCGCUAGCAAAGAUGAACGACGCGAAUGCUACGGACAAGGACCAGGUGCUUACGAGCGGGGAUGUAUUGGUGCGUCGACUGCUGGACGACAGCAAACGCAUCGCCAGCUUCAUGGUGUCUAGCUCUCUUGGCGAUCUAAUGCUCAGCUUGAGCUCCAAGAAGAAGACGCUCGCUGCGAUCGUACAGGCAGUUCGUAAGUGGACGUCGCGUGGAGACGCAUCUGUCGUCGAGGCUAUUGCUGAUUUCGCUCUAAAGAACUUCCGCAAGGUGGCGGUGUCGUCGGACACAGACGACAAUUUGCUGACGUUGUUUGUUUCUCUCGUGAGCACGAAGAAGACUGUCGUUCCGGUGGAUACCGUGUGGACCUGGAUCUCCUCGCUAGACCAUCCGCUCGGUGCUGACGCUUCUAAGGUGUCGGUGAAUGCUGUCGCUGAUGUGGCUGAGCACUUUGGACAGACUCUUGCAGCUGACGUACCAGGGCUAUUGCCGUACUGCUUGCGCUGGUCUCAGAAGACAGAAUUCAACGAGGUUCCACUUACGGGCUUUCUAGUGGAAGUUCUGUCUGCAGCUCGGACGCACUUGGCAUCGAACAAGCCCAAGUCAAAGAAGACAAAGGAGCAGCAGCUUUCGCUGGACCAGUCGUUCCGCUUUAUUCUCAAGAAGGAAUUCGUGUCGCUGUGCGAGGAUGAGGUGUCGGAGGAGCAAGUUACACGCGCUGUGCACGUUGCUUCUAAGCUGGCCGAGGUCGCGUACGACGUGUUUGCUGUGUCUCGUGAUGAGUUUGAUGGAUGCGUCGCGACUUUGCUGCAGUCUCCGACCCCCGUAUUUAUUCGUAUUCAAGAAUGUUUGCUGGAGCUGUUCCACGCAGACCUGGAGACUCAACUGCUACCGACGAUGGCCCGCAUUGUCACGAAUCCUGCCCCUGCUAACGACCUUCUGAAGGUCCUGACCAAGACACGCUCACUCGAUAUCAUCUCGGCGGUUCUUGAAGGUUAUUCGUACAUGGAGUCUGAUGACGAACUCCGCCAGCUCGUCCACGCUGUCCCGGUGGUGAUUGUGGCGCUCUCGGAUAUUAGCAAGGCUGUGCGCCAAGCUGCUGUUUCGUGUCUGGACCGAUGGGCUGUGUCGUGUGGUGACGCCGUGUGCUCAUCCAAGUCUACUGACCUGAAGACGCUCCAGAAGGCGUCAACGUUCUUCCUGCAGGCCAAGCAGGAUAUGCUGAUGGAUGCCAACUCGGUAGUGGCACUUUGUGGCACGUACAGAGCCCAGGGAGGCAGCUCGGCUUUCCACCAAUUACUCAUAGACUUCGUGUCGUCUGCAAGUAGCGAUGAGUUGUGCAUUGCGGUGAAGCUUCUUGAGUUGCUGGCACCUGUCAAGGAAACGAACUUCUGGCUGCAAUCUGUAGACUUUUUCCAGCAAGCGCUCGUGGGGUGCUCGGCGUCUGGCGCGGAGGACGCGACUGAGAAGUUGCUGACAGGCUUCCUUGCGCAUUACUUGGACGCGGACGUUGCUGUUACAACGACGAAGCAAGGCAAGCGUGUAGUUCCUAAGGAGUUCGUGGACGUCUUGGUUGCUGUGUUGCGCUCUGAACAGGAGGUUGUUACGCACCUGCAGAAGCUCCAGCUCUUCGUUGCUGCGAGCCUAUCGGCUGAGUUCUACAACGCUUUGGAUGACGUUUCUCGUCAUGUUCUCGUGGACAAACUGCUUCGUUUGCUGAUGGUAGCGGAGGAAGCUCUCGCUUCCAAGCUGAUUCCGUGCCUGAACGCGUUGCCAAUCAGCUACAACAUCUUCGUGCGACUGCUGGAGGAGCAAUCGGGUUUCAAGGUGGAGUUUUCCGAACUGAGUUGCAUUCUUGAAGUGCUGGCGAUUAAGGUCGACAGCGAUUCGAGCUACGAGGAAGCCGACGCUGAUAUCAGCAAGCUACUGACGGCUCUAUGCGACGUGUUGGCGUUGUUCUGCGAUCCCAAGCACGAACAUGUUGUGUCGGAAUACAUUUUGCAAGUGCUUUUCAGCUGCUUGCGUCGUGUCUGCGAAGUCAGUUCCUCCUCUUCGAAGAAAGCGAAUGGCCGUGCUGUCAAGGCUACGGAUCACUCGGUGACGGUAAAGCCCGAGCUUUUGGUGAAGCACACGCUCACGUGUCUAGGCCGUACUUCAUCUCCUCAGACGCGAAACGAGGCGUUGCUGUUCAUUAGUUCGCUGGUGAACUUACACCCGGCCAGUGUGCUGACGUCGCUGGACAAGAUCCUGAGCUUCGUGAGUGCCGGUUCGAUUCGUCACGAGGAUGAGUAUUCUUUUCACGUGCUGGAGACGAUCAUCAAGGCGGUGGUGCCUCAUAUCGUCGCAGCCAAGAAGCACAACUCGGACGCGUUGAUCACACCGCAGCGGUUCAUUGGUCUGUUUGUGGACGCGUUCAACCAGAUCCCCAAGAGCAAGCGAGAAGCUCUGUUCGAAGUGGUGGUGGGCUCUCUCGGAAGUGAUCUUCUGCCGUAUUGUGCUGUGGCGCUACUGCAACAAGCUGCGGUGGAGAAGGACAGGGACGAACAGCGUGAACGUAUUCAGUUUGCACACAGCUUGUGCUUCAGCUUUGAUUGCACUGAGCAAGUGUCGUCGCUCGUGAUGGUUUUGCGUAUGGCGCGUGACUUGCUUCCUCACGUGGUGGAAGAGGCCGAUACCGACACGGACGAGAUGGACGAAGAUGACGACGACGUGGAGUACGAGCGAUUCGUGCUGGCCGAGCGAUUGGCGCAAUCGAACGCGCUGUCUCGUCAACUGAACUCGUUCCUUGUCAAGUUUGUGGCUGCGCAUCUGCGAGCUCGUGAGUUGCACCACAAGAUUUUGAGCUAUGAGAGUGCACGCGAGGAGAUGGACGAGGAAGAGGGCGACGCCUUGCAGCAGAACUAUCUGAUGCUGGCUCAACUGGACUUGCUCUACUUCCGUCGCGUGGCUCGGGAACAGUCUCUGCAUGAUGACGAGAGCGGCUUCUGGACGUCGCUGGCUACCGACUCCAUGGAAAUUCUCGGCGCUCUGCAGCAGCUUCUGUCCACACCUGGCUUCGUGGCAGUUAUUAGCGAAUUGCUGCACCACGACAACAGUUUGGUGCGGAAGAAGGCGAUGCAGCUCUUCAACGAGCGUCUACAAGACGAGCGGGACUCUCUCUCUUCGGGUGAAGCCUUGCUGUUCAUUGACAUGCUGGACGAGCUGGACGCGAUCCUCCAGAACCCGGAAGGCUCGGAGAACAGCGUCAACAUCCAGACUGCGCUGCUCAGCGUCGACAUCUUAGCUCGCAACUUCGCUGCAGACCACACGAAACGUUUCCAGCAGAUUCUGCCGACUAUCGUCAAGUACGUGGAUCAAGACGUGGUCAACUCUUCUCCCAUGACGCUGCACUUGUUCGGCUGUGCGUUCGUGUGUCUGUCCUCGAUCUGUCGUGCGGUGGGGCCCGUGGUGUUCCCUCUUCUACCAAAGUUCUUCCCGAGACUACUGAGCGGAAUCGAGUACUGCUCGUCGACGAAUGGAGUCAGUGGUACCAAGGCGGUGCUGCAGUGUCUGCUGUCUGCUCUCGAAGUGUUCACGGACAAGAUUCCGCAGUUCCUGGGGCCGUAUCUGCCUGCUGUGAUCCGCGCGCUCCUGACGCCGUCGCUGCUCUCGUCUGCGCCAGCAAAUGCCGAAGUGUUGAUGUCCGUGGACUGCUGUUUCUUGAACUUGUGCAACCACGUGGAGCUGCGUCAGCUUCUCCCCACGCUCUUCGGAGCAUAUGAGCACGUCUUGACGCUCCAGAGCGACACGAGCGUGACGCGCUUGUUCUCGGUUGUGGGAACUGUCGUGAACGACUUGGACUCGUCGGCUAUCCGCAAGCACCUGCCUUCGUUCGCUCGCUUCUUCGUCACAGCGUUGGAUGCUCGUCGUGUUCAUGCGUCUAAGCUCCAAGACGUGGAGGAAGUGGAGGAACAAGUGCUGGAGUGUCUUGUCCAGUUUGUCUUGAAACUGAGCGAGAAGCAGCUCAAGCCGCUGUUCUUGAAGCUUGCGGAGUGGGCGCAGACACGCGUUGGUUCUUGUGGAAAGGCUGGUGACAUCGCACGUCGCAUUUCUUUCUCCAAGCUGGUUGUCAAGCUGUCGGAGCGUCUGCGAGGCAUCUUCGUGCCGUACUACGCACACGUGUUGGAGUUCUUUACGUCGGCACUUGGGGAGAGUCGUAAGGUGCUGAUGCACAAGCCACCGCGAUCUACAGAAGACAGCGACAGCGAUGACGACGACUUCUUCGCUGAUGAGGACGAGCCGCCGGUCAAAAAGGCGAAGUUGGGUGCUUCGGCCACGACGGAUGUGAAGGCCGAGCGGGAGCGGAAUACGCUGCUGUUGACCACCGUGGUGCGCGCGCUGGACGGCUGCUUCGUGCACGAUAACGACGGCUUUAUGGAGAAGGACCGGUUCGACGUGGUGCUGACGCCGCUGGUAAAUGUGCUGGACGUGCUGCAAUACGACGCGUCGAUGCGCGAGUUCGUGUUGGAGACUGUGGCUCCGUGUCUGGCGAACUUGGCGUGGGCUGCCAAGAGCGAUCUGCUGUGGAAGCCGCUGCACUACGCGGUGCUGAUGAAGUCGCGUGGAGACAACGCGUUGGUGCGUCUCGCGGCGCUGGUGACGGUGGAGAAGUGCUACCAGGUGAUUGGAGACGAGUUCCUGGCCAUGUUACCUGAGAGCAUCCCGUUCCUGGCGGAGCUUAUGGAGGACACGAACGACGAAGUGGAGAAGACGUGUCACCGUGUGAUCAAGCAGAUCGAGGACAUCUCGGGCGAGUCCUUGGACCAGUACCUCACGACCUAGAGCUAGGUGAUAGAUAGAAUAGCCAACACACUAUGUA